Messenger RNA from Apaloderma vittatum (bar-tailed trogon), 160 nucleotides. Its product is annotated as protein C19orf12 homolog. The transcript has a single exon. The annotation marks the transcript as partial. Lineage: Eukaryota; Metazoa; Chordata; Aves; Trogoniformes; Trogonidae. The record is from RefSeq and is a predicted model, not a curated record.
AUGCCUGUCAGUGUUGAUGAGGUGAUGCAACUGUUCUACCAUCUCUCUCAGGAGAAGGGGAUGAAAGCUGCUGUCAAACACUCUGGCCGAGGAGCACUGCUGGCAGGUGCAACAGCAUUUGUUGGGGGUCUGGUGGGAGGUCCACCUGGAAUCGCUGUAG